Gloeophyllum trabeum ATCC 11539 is the source of this 837-nucleotide messenger RNA. RefSeq lists its product as uncharacterized. The transcript has 4 exons. Bases 1 to 837 code for a protein of 278 amino acids. NCBI's taxonomy places the organism in Eukaryota, Fungi, Basidiomycota, Agaricomycetes, Gloeophyllales, Gloeophyllaceae. The record is from RefSeq and is a predicted model, not a curated record.
AUGGCAGACUCGUGGAAAGACGGCAUCCUCCUCAAGAUCGUCAAUGUACUCGUCUACAUCCUCUUCCUCGGCUCCAACGUCUACGCCGUCGCCCAGCCCAGCGGGCCGUACUUGUCCGGCAAAGAAACCUAUCUCACCCCCGCGCCCUGGGCCUUUGGCAUCUGGUCCCUCAUCCACCUCCUCCUCCUCGGCACCAUAGUCUACCAAUUCUUCAGCGGCGGCAAACCCGUCAUCGUCGACGCCAUCGGCUGGCGCCUCCCGCUCCUCGCCCUCCUCAACGCCGUCUACGUCAACCUCUGCGCCCGCGCCCACUACGUCCUCGCCUUCGUCCUCGCCCUCUUCGUCAGCAGCGCCGUCACCCACAUCUACUACAUCGUCAAAAAGUACCACGCGCCCCAGAGCAUCCCCGACGAGCUCUUCGUCCACCUCCCCUUCUCGCUCUACCACGGCUGGACAACCGUCCUCGUCGUCCUCUCCGCCUUCCAGGCCUUUGGCCUCAACGCCCUCACCCACGCCCCCGGCGUCUGGACAAAGCUCUUUGUCUUCCUCGCCCUCUUCUUCCUCGAGGGCACCGCCGCCACCUACGCCUUCUCCUCCCCCGAGGGCGACCUCCCCGCCUCCAUCGCCGUCGCCUGGUCCCUCUGGGCCAUCUUCGCCCACCAGUCCGCCCCCGCCGCCGGCAAAUUCAUCCACUUUUCCGCCCUCGCCUUUGCCGUCCUCGCCCUCUUCUGGGUCCUCAAGGGCGCCUGGGGCGUCGGCGCGCGCGUCCGCCGCGCCCGCGGCGGCGGCGUCAGCCUCGAGGACCCCGAGCGCGCCCCGCUCGUCGGCAGCGGGUAG